This is a messenger RNA of Chrysochloris asiatica (Cape golden mole), 1746 nucleotides long. RefSeq names its product protein disulfide isomerase-like, testis expressed (gene PDILT). The record is from RefSeq and is a predicted model, not a curated record. Bases 1 to 1746 code for a protein of 581 amino acids. Gene Ontology annotation, biological process: protein folding. NCBI's taxonomy places the organism in Eukaryota, Metazoa, Chordata, Mammalia, Afrosoricida, Chrysochloridae. Gene Ontology annotation, cellular component: endoplasmic reticulum. The transcript is spliced from 11 exons.
AUGGAGCUGCUCUGGGCGCCCUUGCUGUUGGUGGCUUCCUGUGUGUCUGCUGUGCAGGGCUCCCCAGAGGUGGACACCAUGGAGGCCAGCAUCAACCUGUCCCGGCCCCUGCACAUCUGGGAGGAACACAACUUGCUGGUGUUGACGGCAGCCGGCCUGACCCAGAUGUUGAAUCAGACCCGAUUCCUCAUGGUGCUUUUCCACGAUCCAUACAAAAAGCAAUCCCAGAAAUUGGCCAAGGAGCUGGGCAAAGCGGUGGACAUCAUGGGCAAAGGCAAGAAUGGGCUCGGCUUCGGCAAAGUGGACAUCACAGUUGAGAAGGAGCUUCAGGAGGAAUUUGAAGUUAAGACGACCCCAGACUUGAAGCUGUUUUUUGAGGGCAACAGGUCUGAGCCCAUCAGCUGCAAAGGGGUGGUUGAAUCUACUGCCUUGGUAGUUUGGUUGAGAAGACAAAUUAGCAAGAAGGCAUUUUUAUUCAACAACACCCAACAGGUGGUAGACUUUGUGAAAUCCAGGCCUUUGGUCAUCAUCGGCUUCUUCCAGGAUUUAGAGGAAGAAGUAGCAGAAUUGUUCUAUGACGUGAUCAAAAACUAUCCAGAGCUAACCUUUGGAGUGAUAUCAAUUCCCAAUGCCGUUGGGCGUUUCCACGUCACCCUCGAUAGUGUCCUGGUGUUCAAAAAGGGAAAAAUUGUGAAACGCCAAGAACUUACUUAUGAUGGUACCAAUGAGCAAUUUCUCAAUCAAGUAAUUAAACAGCACCUCACAGAUCUUGUGAUUGAAUACAACUACGAGAAUAAGGAUUUGAUUCAUGACUUGAACAUCUUGAAUCACAUAAUGCUCUUUGUCUCCAAAAAUUCAGAGUCAUUUGGUAUCAUAAUUCAGCAAUAUAAGUUGGCAGCAAAGGAAUUCCCAAACAAGAUCCUUUUCAUCCUUGUGAAUACCGACGAACCCAGAAACGGACGUGUUUUCGAGUACUUUCGGAUCACCGAAGUCGAUGUCCCAUCUGUCCAAAUCCUAAACUUAACCUCUGGAAUUAGGUACAAAAUGCCUACAGAAGAGAUAACUUAUGAAAACCUCAAGACAUUCUGCACCAGCUUCUUGAAUAGAAGUGCCAAAGAACAUCGGUCCAGUGAAGAGAUUCCAAAAUAUUGGGACCAGGGACUGGUUAAGCAGCUCGUGGGGAAGAACUUCAACACAGUUGCCUUUGACAAGGAAAAGGACGUGUUUGUGAUGUUCUAUGCGCCCUGGUCUGAAAAGUGCAAUGUGCUGUUCCCAGUGUUGGAGGAGUUGGGCAGAAAGUAUCAAAACCACUCCACAGUCCUCAUCGCCAAGAUUGACAUCACAGCAAACGAUAUUCAGCUGAUGUACCUGGACCGAUACCCAUUCUUCAGGCUCUUCCCUGUCAACUCUGAACAAACUGUCAUAUACAUGGGAGAACAUACUCUAAAGGACUUUUCUGACUUCCUGGAAUCACAAAUCAAGACUAGGGUUGAGGACGAGGAUGAGGACAAGAUAAUGUCUGUUGAGCCAAGGGAGUUGGUAGAGGAGAAGAUAUUGCCUAAGAAAGAGGAGAAAUCCUUUGAGGAUAAAGAGUUACCUGAGCAGAAGGUGUCUGAGCCGGAGACCAUGACGAGGCUGGAAGACCUAGCUAGUCAGAAGAGACCGGUGGAGGAGGAGGUGGAACCACCUAAACCAAUGGGACCUCUCAGAGAAGAGAAGAAACCAAGUGUCAAGGAAGAACUUUAG